UCGCAUACAAACAGGCCCCAAAAGCUGUCGCGAGUGGACGUUUUGGAAUACUGUCACAGACGAGGUGCAGAGCGAAAAAUCGAUUGAUUUUUAUCCUCAAUCCCGCAGCUAGUAGUAAGAAUCCUUUCUUUGACCCUCGCGGAAGAAGGGGAGCGUUUGCAUAAUCCUUGUUCAUCCAGGCCAACGAUCUGGAUACGUGGGUGGUGGCGAUUUCCUGCGAUUUGCAAAUUGUGAAGUGAACAAUUUCAGGGCGUCAAAAGAAGUGAUUAUCAUCGUUCGCCUACUGCCAAUGGCGACAUUGCUGCUUUGCUAUUCCCGAGCGAACAGUCAUUCAUAUUUUCAUCAGCUCAUCGCGUAGGCUACUUUGGGUGGGAAAGAAAAAGUGCCCGUCGUCGAAAGUAAGAAGAAGAGCUUUUUUUUCCUCUGCUCUCCACUGGAUCAUCGCGUUCGGAUGUUUUUGAAUUCUACUUGAUUAGGAUUGCGAAGCAGAAGAGACCACGAUAAAUUCAACUGUGAGUUUGACUUAACGCUUUAUCUUGUGGCCGAGAAAGGAUUGAAGGAGGAGAAUUUUGAUUAGUGUCUGAACUGAGAUAGUGGGGCGCCGAAAUGGCUCCGGUUCGUGGCGAUGGAAUGCGCGGCUUAGCCGUGUUUAUAUCGGACAUUCGAAAUUGUAAAAGCAAAGAGGCGGAAAUCAAGCGCAUCAACAAAGAACUAGCAAAUAUUCGCAGCAAAUUCAAAGGCGACAAAACGCUGGACGGUUACCAAAAGAAGAAAUAUGUAUGUAAGCUACUUUUUAUAUUCCUGCUCGGUCAUGACAUCGACUUUGGCCAGAUGGAGGCCGUUAAUUUGUUGUCUUCAAACAAAUACUCUGAAAAGCAGAUUGGUUACCUCUUCAUCUCGGUGCUGGUAAACACCAACAGCGACCUAAUCAAGCUGAUUAUCCAGAGUAUUAAGAAUGAUUUACAAUCGCGCAACCCGAUCCAUGUCAACUUGGCACUGCAAUGCAUUGCCAAUAUCGGCAGUCGUGACAUGGCCGAAGCAUUUUCGACGGAAAUUCCGAAACUGCUAGUUUCCGGCGAUACGAUGGAUGUGGUAAAACAGUCGGCCGCUCUCUGUUUAUUGCGAUUGUACCGCACCUGUCCGGACAUUAUUCCCGGUGGCGAAUGGACCAGUCGAAUCAUUCACUUGUUGAACGAUCAGCACAUGGGCGUUGUAACGGCGGCCACCAGUUUGAUUGACGCUUUGGUCAAAAAGAAUCCCGACGAGUACAAAGGAUGUGUCAGUUUGGCCGUGUCUAGGCUAUCUCGCAUCGUUACAGCAUCGUACACCGAUUUGCAAGAUUAUACGUACUACUUUGUCCCGGCGCCUUGGCUUUCGGUGAAGCUGCUUCGUCUAUUGCAAAAUUACAAUCCACCAACGGAAGAUCCUGGUGUGCGCGGUCGUUUGAACGAGUGUCUCGAGACCAUCUUGAACAAAGCUCAGGAACCACCAAAGAGCAAAAAAGUACAACAUUCCAAUGCCAAGAAUGCCGUUUUAUUCGAAGCAAUCAACUUGAUCAUACACAACGAUAGUGAAGCCAAUUUGCUGGUUCGGGCUUGCAAUCAGCUCGGUCAGUUUUUGAGUAAUCGUGAGACCAAUUUGCGCUAUCUGGCCCUCGAGUCGAUGUGCCACUUGGCUACCUCGGAAUUUUCACACGAAGCAGUCAAGAAACAUCAGGAAGUGGUCAUACUUUCCAUGAAGAUGGAAAAAGAUGUGUCGGUGCGCCAACAGGCAGUUGAUUUGCUUUAUGCCAUGUGCGAUCGCACUAACGCCGAAGAAAUCGUGCAGGAAAUGUUGAAUUAUCUUGAGACGGCUGAUUACUCGAUUCGUGAAGAGAUGGUGCUUAAGGUGGCCAUUCUGGCGGAAAAAUAUGCUACCGAUUUCACAUGGUACGUUGAUGUGAUUUUGAAUUUGAUUCGCAUUGCCGGCGAUUACGUUUCGGAAGAGGUUUGGUACCGUGUCAUACAGAUUGUUAUCAACCGGGAGGAAGUUCAAGGUUACGCAGCGAAAACUGUUUUUGAAGCUCUGCAGGCCCCAGCCUGCCACGAAAAUAUGGUCAAAGUGGGCGGGUACAUUCUAGGCGAGUUUGGAAAUCUGAUUGCCGGAGAUUCUCGAUCCGCUCCGAUGGUCCAAUUUAAGCUGCUCCAUUCGAAGUACCAUCUGUGUUCGUCCAUGACACGAGCUCUGCUUCUUUCAACCUACAUCAAAUUUAUCAAUCUAUUCCCGGAAAUUCGCACCACGAUUCAGGAUGUGUUCCGGCAGCACAGCAAUCUCCGAUCGGCGGAUGCCGAGUUGCAACAGAGAGCAAGCGAAUAUCUCCAACUGAGCAUUGUUGCUUCCACGGAUGUGUUGGCAACCGUGCUGGAAGAGAUGCCAUCGUUCCCGGAACGGGAGAGUUCCAUUUUGGCCGUACUGAAGAAGAAAAAACCUGGCCGAGUUCCUGAGAAUGCGGAAAUUAGGGACAACAAGAGUCCGGUGCCAAACGCCCAUAAUGCUCAUAGUGCUCAAAAUAACCAUAUUUCGGGAGUAAAUAAUGCGAAUGCUAGCUCGGAUCUGCUUGGUUUGAGCACACCGCCUGCCUCGCAAUCACAGACUGGAGCACUGAUUGAUGUUCUGGGCGAUAUUUACAGCACUGCCAAUGGCAACAGCGGUGUUAUCAAUAAUUCCAAAAAAUUUGUCUUUAAGAACAACGGCGUUUUGUUUGAGAACGAUUUGCUACAGAUUGGCGUCAAGAGUGAAUUCCGACAGAACCUGGGCCGGCUUGGGUUGUACUAUGGCAAUAAGACGCAAACGGCUUUGCAAAAUUUUGUCCCUACUCUGCAAUGGUCGGCGGAAGAUGCACUCAAACUGAACGUUCAGAUAAAGGCCGUCGAACCAACGCUGGAAGCCGGUGCCCAGAUCCAGCAGCUACUGACGGCCGAGUGUAUCGACAACUACUCCAGUGCACCGUCGAUCGUCAUCAACUUCCGGGUCAGCGGUGGAGCACCGCAAAAACUUACCGUCCUGUUACCGCUGACCAUCAACAAGUUCUUCGAACCAACCGAAAUGAAUGCCGAAUCGUUCUUCGCUAGGUGGAAAAAUUUGGGAGGUGAACAGCAACGUGCCCAGCGUGUUUUCAAGGCUCAACAACCGCUCGAUUUGCCCGGGGCACGGAAUAAACUGAUUGGUUUUGGCAUGCAGUUACUGGAAGGAAUUGAUCCCAAUCCGGAUAAUAUGGUGUGCGCCGGUAUCAUCCAUACGCAGGCUCACAAAGUCGGCUGUUUGCUUCGUCUCGAACCGAACAAGCAAGCACAGGUUUGUAUGUUCCGUUUGACCAUCCGUUCCAGCUUAGAGAAUGUUACGCAGGAAGUCUGUGAUUUGCUUGUCGACCAAUUCUAAGCGAGGAUAAUUGCAACCUUGGAAACAUACAGCGAUUGGAUUGACCAGAGGAGGGUGCGUUUCGUUUCCUUUCAUUGUAAAUUAUGCUGGUAGUAAUGUUGUCUAGUGGUAGGAAGUUUUCUGUUCAGAAAGUGAAAAAAGCAACAAAAAUACCUAAUUCAAACUGUUCCCCAAGGCGCUUAUUUGUUUAAACAAUAACAAAAAAGAAAAACAAAGACAACUCAUCGCCUGCAGUAAAGUAAGCUCACGUUUUCGUUGUUUCGAGAGACUACACAUUUGCUAGUGUUGCGUAUUAUAAUCAAUGACCUUGCGUUUGCGACUGAAACAGAUCACCUAAACAUAACCUAUGUAUGUUAAAUCUUAACAAUAGAGCUACUUUAAUAUAGACCGCUAUAUAAGCAAGUUAAUUGGGACAAACGACGAUGCCAGACUGUUGGUGAGCAACUGUUAGAUUUAGCAUCAGCAUUUUGUCCAAUCUCCUCCGUUCUGGCCACGUUAGUAAUACAGCUAGGUUGAAAAUGUAUUAAUAGAUGGUGAAACAAAAAUCCUUACCAUACCGACGAUGAUUCCAAAUAUUUGUUAAACUCAUUUAAGAAAAGUACGUACGUUUGGACUACAAAAAAAACACAAAGAAAAUCUCAUCUAUGGCUUACUGAUAUGAAAAAUAGAUUGUAAAUGUAUGAAUAAAUGAAACAGAUUUAAAUGAAGUUAGACUGUACUGAACGGCGGAAAGAUUUCGCAGGAAAAUCUACGCACUCUUACAUUUCGUUGUGCGGGCAAAGAAUCGAAUACUUCAGCUUCAGUACUGCACAAAAAAAAACAUCAUCACUCGUUGGCAAAACGAAUUUUACUCUGCCCUGUGAGUGGAUCCUGCUAAUGUUAAACGGAGAGCCCCCUUAAUAUUGUGCUAACUCGAAAAAUGCGGAAUUUUUGUACGGUGACAUUCGUGAUCAUCGACAUUAUAUUAUUUCCACUCAUAUAAUAUCGUUGCUAAUAUAUUAUGUUAUAUUUGUAUAUCAUGCAAUAUUACUUUAUACAUAGUCCGAUUUGAAAGGCAAAAAGGAAUGAACUGAAAAUUCAUUUGUAUAUUUUAACUGACUUAACUAUUUCUGUUUUCUUCGAAUUAUACAAUAAUGACACAAUCGUUCACAAUAUCAUACUCAUCAGUUUCACUGAAAGUAAAUAGGAAAAAAAACAGAUAAAUGUCGCUAACUAAGCAUCUAAAGUGCAUAACACAGGACACAAAUAAAUGAGAAACAAAAAACAACUUUAGCUUUAUAUCAAUCCACAUCCAGAGACAACGGGAUAAACUGAACACAUCCUUCUGAAGGACAUGCAAAAACUAGUGAACCUAAUCGUAUCAUACAUUAAUGAGGAAGAGUGCCGAUUUGAACAAAUGCAUCAAUGCUAUAUAAAACAAAAUUUCUCCGUAUGACAGAACAUAUGAACAUGAGGAAAAAUAUACGAAAGUUAUUGAACGAGAAAA
This is a messenger RNA of Malaya genurostris, 4903 nucleotides long. RefSeq names its product AP-2 complex subunit alpha (gene AP-2alpha). Gene Ontology annotation, biological process: intracellular protein transport; clathrin-dependent endocytosis. Gene Ontology annotation, molecular function: clathrin-cargo adaptor activity. The record is from RefSeq and is a predicted model, not a curated record. The transcript has 8 exons. The coding region runs from base 607 to 3417 and encodes 936 amino acids. NCBI's taxonomy places the organism in Eukaryota, Metazoa, Arthropoda, Insecta, Diptera, Culicidae. Gene Ontology annotation, cellular component: AP-2 adaptor complex; membrane coat.